AUGCGUCUGACGAAAGAGGCUCUAGCACAAACACUCUUCAUCCUUUCAUUAAGCAUUCCAUCUGCCAAUUCUGAAUCCUUCCAGAACAUUUCUUUCCAUUUCCCAUCUUUUCGAAUGAACGAUCAGAGAAUAAAUUUUCAGGGAAAUGCCUCCAUUGUGAACUCUAAUAUCCAACUCACUCAAGGUGAGCCAUUGGAGGAUCCCACGGACGCAGUUGGCCGAGCAACAUAUUAUCAGCCCAUGCAACUGUGGGAUAGUUCAACGGGGAAUGUGACAGAUUUUGUCAGCACGUUUACUUUCGCUAUUGACUCCCAUAAGAACCACUCCCGUGCUGAAGGAAUGGUUUUCUUUCUCGUUCCCAAUGGAUCGCAGAUCCCUGAGCACUCAGGACGCUUUCUAGGCCUCACCAAUUCAAAUCCAAACACUACCAACACUAGUGCAUUUGUUGCGGUAGAGUUUGAUACUUUCCAACAAAAUUUGACAAAUGUGUGGGAUCCGCCAUGUGAUCAUAUUGGCAUUGAUGUGAAAAGCCUCACUUCUGUCAAUGCAACUUGUGUCUCGUGGAUGGAUUACAGUAUAUUCCAUGGUCAAAAAUUCCAUGCUACCGUCACAUACAAUGCUAGAGCAAUGAGCUUGAGUGUUCUUUUUGGAGAUAAUGCCGAAAAUUCUACCAGCCUUUACUAUCAGCCACUCAACCUGACAGAGUACUUGCCAGAGUGGGUGGUUUUCGGUUUCUCGGCAUCGACCGGGCAGUUUCUUGAGGCUCAUACUAUUUUCACAUGGGAAUUCAAAUCUGGUCCACAUAUGUUCGACACUCCUACAUGUCAUGCAACUCGAGAAAAACAGGGCGAGUCAUGGUAUAGGGGGGUUAUCAUAGGCUUAAGCUCUUUGAUGUCGCUUAUCCUUGUUGCAGGAUUUGGCUGGUACGGUUACAAGCUAAAGAGAAAUAGAAAUGGUCAAAGUAGAGAAGAAGAAGAUUUUCGUGGGAUCGGUGAAGGAUUUGGACAGUCGAAGGGACCCAAGAAGUACUCCUACAAGGUCUUGGCCGGGGCAACUAACAACUUUUCCAAUUCCCGGUUGCUCGGGGAAGGGGGUUUUGGAGGAGUGUAUGAAGGCCACCUCGAUGAUGUAAAUUCCCAUGUCGCUAUCAAGAAGAUCACUCCAGAGUCCAACCAAGGUGUGAAGGAGUAUGCCACCGAAGUGAAGACAAUUCGACAUCUCAGGCAUAAGAAUUUAGUGGAGCUUGUUGGCUGGUGUCAUGAGAGAAGCAAGUUUCUCCUUGUGUAUGAGUACAUGUCCAACCGAAGCUUGGACUCUCACUUAUUCAAAGACAAAGUACUGCUAACAUGGGAAAGGAGGUACAAUAUUGCUAAAGGCAUUGCCUUAGGCCUGAAAUACUUGCAUGAGGAUUUGAAACACUGCGUUGUGCACAGGGAUAUAAAGUCUAGCAAUAUCCUACUCGACACACAUUUCGAGGCUAAAUUGGGCGAUUUUGGCCUAGCUCGGAUAGUCGACCAUGCCAAAGGGUCGCAAACCACUGUAUUGGCUGGGACACUGGGAUAUUUGGCCCCCGAAUGUAUCUACACAGGCAAGGCAAGUAGGGAAUCUGAUGUCUAUAGCUUUGGAGUUGUACUCCUAGAAAUAGCCUGUGGACGAAAAGUUAUCGACCCGAGAGCAUCAGAAGACCAAGUCCAACUGGUGGAGUGGGCCUGGGAGCUCUAUGGAAUUGGAAAGCUAUUAAAUGCAGUGGAUCUGAAGUUAGGAGAAAAUUUUGACACAAGACAAAUGGAGUGCUUGAUGAUUGUUGGCCUCUGGUGCGCUCAUCCGGAUCCUAAGGAACGGCCUCCCAUAAGCAAGGCGAUAACCUUUUUGAACUUCGACGCUUCCCCGCCCAUUCUCCCACUAAAGUUGCCCAUCCCGACAUAUAUUGUGCCUCCAACUUCGACGCCUGAAUUGUCACACAUUUCGUCCGCAUUUACCAGCUCUUCCUAG
Messenger RNA from Eucalyptus grandis, 1992 nucleotides. RefSeq names its product L-type lectin-domain containing receptor kinase IX.1-like. The transcript has a single exon. Bases 1 to 1992 code for a protein of 663 amino acids. NCBI's taxonomy places the organism in Eukaryota, Viridiplantae, Streptophyta, Magnoliopsida, Myrtales, Myrtaceae. Gene Ontology annotation, biological process: protein phosphorylation. The record is from RefSeq and is a predicted model, not a curated record. Gene Ontology annotation, molecular function: protein kinase activity; carbohydrate binding; ATP binding. Gene Ontology annotation, cellular component: plasma membrane.